Molecule: messenger RNA, 318 nt
Organism: Racocetra fulgida
Lineage: Eukaryota; Fungi; Glomeromycota; Glomeromycetes; Diversisporales; Gigasporaceae
Source: the annotation of a GenBank genome assembly
AUGAUAUUAUGGGUAUAACUGUACAAGAACCAGUAGCACUACUUAACAAUAAGAAGAAAAAAAUUUCAGACAACACCAAAAUAUUAAUAACAGCUAUAGAAAUCAUUGCCUAUACUCAAUAUCUUCCCUUAGAAAUGUCUGCCUUGUUUGUUAUAUCUAAAAGAGAAAUAGAAGAGAAUGUGAAAAGCCUAUUGGAACAUCUAACAAAAAAAGAGUAUAAAAAGAAUAAAGGCUCUGAAAAUAAAUCAAAAAAAAAACAAACCGAAGAAGAGGAUGAAGAAAUUGCUAUUAAUCACGAAAAAACUAGCGAUCUUAACA